Messenger RNA from Drosophila biarmipes, 1487 nucleotides. RefSeq lists its product as uncharacterized. The record is from RefSeq and is a predicted model, not a curated record. Lineage: Eukaryota; Metazoa; Arthropoda; Insecta; Diptera; Drosophilidae. The transcript has 3 exons. The coding region runs from base 52 to 1323 and encodes 423 amino acids.
ACAUUUUUAUUGGGGAGCACUAAUUUGAGGCUUUUUGUAAAGCUGCUUAAAAUGGAGGAUUGGAAGUCUUUGUUGCAUCUUCCACUUGAAGUUCUGGACUUUAUAUUCAAGCAACUUUCCCCGUCACAUAAACUUAUGUUGGCCGACUCACAUCCGAUUUUGGGCGAUGCAUUCCUCUACCAUGUUGGAGACACAUUCAAGAAACUUACCCUCAGACAACUGCCAAUGGAAGAACUAGUCACCUUGCGAUUGAGCGGACCUGGUACGUUUAAAAUUGAUACCGGAAAGUAUAGCGUAGACCACAUGGUUCUGUCUUGGGAGGAUGUUUUAAUCAUUUUGCGGUUGCUCGGCUCCAGUCUGCUUGAAAUUGACGCAGGCGAAUAUGGUGUUAAGAAUAUGCAUCUUAUUUUUAAAUCAAUCCAAAGGCACUGCAACAAUCUAGUGUCCAUUAAAACGCCUCUUAAUAAGGAAAACGUCAACGCCUUUUGCUCUUUGCUGCUUAAAUUGGAGAAUCUUAACGCCGUAGGAUUGUCAUUUUACCACAAGCUUGAUGACUUUGACCCAGAGUAUACCAUCCAUGUCCUGCAUCAACUACCAAAUUUAAGAAAAUUAAAGAUUGGAAGGAUACCCGACAUACAAAUCGAUCUUGUUCAGCAACUAGUUUAUUUGGAAGACUUGGAUCUGUGUGGACGUUAUGUGACUUGGUCGAAUAUCAAUAUCUUUGAAGUUUGUGCGCCAUUGAAGAAACUACGUUCCCUCAGGGUGUGCGAAUGCAAUGUAAAUGGGCCAUAUCACAAUGAUGGUUUGUCAUAUCAGGAUUUAGAAAAGCUUGGAGUGGCUUCUUGCGAAAUUGAUCAUCCAUUUCCGUUCUUUCCAAAGUUAAAAUUUAUUGACAUAAGAAACUCUUGCGGGCCGCUCUUUGAAGAUCUUGAAAGAACACUGCUCCAACAUGGAAACACCUUGGAAAAAGUUGUAUUAUUAGUCGAAUACUUUAGUGGGAGCUCGAUGCUUCGAUUGAUAAAAAAUUGCAGGAAAUUGAGAUUCCUUUAUGUGCACCCCAUGGCUUUUGACCCAAUUUCGAAAGCAAGCAUGGUAUCAUUUAUAAGUAUUUUGAAGGAGAACGGGGUCACCCCGCAGAACCCAUUUAAACUGAUGGUGCUGGUAAACUCAAGACACAUUGGGCCCGAAAAAGUGUUUGAGGAAGAACCAAUCUCGGAGCUUCUACUGUGUUGGAGUGAUAAGCAAUGGUAUUGUAACUCUUAUUUACCUUUAUUCUUUUGGAAUGCGUUAAAGACGCCUUUUAAAGACCAACUUUGGGAGUGAAUACAAGUUGAUCCAGCCAAUGGUUUUAUAUCCUCUUAGAUAUAAUAAGGAUGCUUAUAACCAUGGGUAAUUAAAGGAUAAUUUUCACUUGUUAUAAAAAAGUAUAAAGUAUAAUAAUAUCUAUUUAGUGCGAUUUGAUACCCUCAAUGUUCUAAAAAUAAAAU